CUGCGCGCAGCUCCACUGCUACGUCUCCUCGGCAGAUAGAGCCUCGGCUGUGCGAGUGUGCGAGUGUGUGUGUGUCUGAGUGGGAGAUGGACUGAGUGAGGGCGCUCUUUCGACCAGUGCUGCCGAUAGCAUUGAAAUACCCACAAGCUAGGCUGAAAUAAUUGUACGGUUUUCGGGGUCGCCGAAUCAACAAGAAAAACACAGUCCCGUUUAUCAGUCUUUCACAUCCCACUCCAAACACACUAACACGGCAUUGAUGGUAAUGUAUGCAAGGAAACAACCGAGACUCGGCGAUGGGUGCGACCGAAGAGAUUCUCAGCCCUAUCAGACUCUCAAAUACUCAUCCAAGAGCCAUCCAGGAGGGGACCACCGACAUGAAAAGAUGCGAGACUCCUCAGAUGUCACUCCUCCCUGCAAAAUGCUCAGGAGGUCUGACAGUCCUGAAAACAAACACAUCGACGGCACGGGGCACGGCAGAGCAAAGGCUGUCCACACACACCGGGCCAGAGACAGGGAUGGAGGGACCAGUUAUUCUCCACAAGAAAACUCUCACAACCACAGUUCCCUUCAUAGCUCCAACUCACAUUCUAACCCCAGCAAGACCUCAGACACACCUUACGAACCUGGUGACGACUGGUCGGAGCACAUCAGCUCGUCUGGAAAGAAAUACUAUUACAACUGCAGGACAGAGGUGUCGCAGUGGGAGAAGCCCAAAGAAUGGCUCGAGAGAGAACAGAGGCAAAAAGAGGCAACAAAGACUGCGGUCGUCAACAGUUUCCCCAAAGACAGGGACUACAGAAGGGAGGCUAUGCAAGCAUCGGCAGCCCCUGGAUUCACCGGUGCUAAGUCCACCCAGGUGGAGAAGCCUGCAUCGACCCUCGCCUCCCAGUCGUCAUCCUCAGGCUCAGGGAGCUUGAACCAGUCAUCGGGGCCCCCCGGAUCGUCGGCCUCCACGGUGCCAGUGUCCCCGGUCCUGCAGUCCCCCGCCCCUCCACUACUUCAGGACCCCACCCUGCUUCGCCAGCUUCUCCCUGCACUUCAGACCGCCCUGCAGCUAAACAACGCCAGUGUGGACAUGGCGAAAAUCAAUGAAGUUCUCACAGCUGCUGUCACACAAGCUUCAUUACAGUCGAUGCUCCAUAAGAUCCUCACUGCUGGACCGUCUGCUUUCAAUAUCACUACUAUCCUCUCUCAAGCUGCUCAACUCUCCAACCAAGCUCAGCAAUCGAACCAGUCGCCUAUGUCGUUAACAUCGGACGCCUCAUCGCCCAGGUCUUAUGUUUCUCCAAGGAUCAGCACACCGCAGACCAACGCUGGUCCUCUUAAACCCCUCCUCAGCACGCAGCCUGUCAUCUCGCAGCCAAAAUUGAGCACGCAGUCAGUGAAGCAGGCGUCCCAUCCCCAGCCCUCGUCCCAGCAGUCCCUCUCCAGCGAUAAGCAGCACAGUCACGAUGCCAGCACGGCCUCCCCGCGCACCAUCCAGCGCCAAGGCAGCCAGAGGAGUCCCUCUCCGGGUCCGAACCACGUCGCCUCCAGCAGCAGCAGCAACGCCCCCAACCCUGCCUCCGCUCCCCCCGCCGCCUCAGCGUCCCGGCCCUCCUGCUCCUUCACCCCCACCCUCGCCGCUCACUUCAACGAGAAUCUUAUCAAACACGUACAGGGUUGGCCCGCCGAACACGCAGAGAAACAGGCAUCAAGACUACGUGAAGAGGCUCACACCAUGGGGAGCAUCUGUAUGUCUGAGAACUGCACCGAGCUCAAAAACCUCCGGUCUUUGGUCAGAGUGUGUGAAAUCCAAGCAACAUUGCGUGAGCAAAGGAUACUGUUUCUGAGACAGCAAAUCAAAGAACUUGAAAAGUUGAAGAACCAGAAUUCAUUCAUGGUCUGAGAACUUCUGCAAGUUAAAGCGGGAGCGGGAGGGGGAGGUGGAGAAGGAGGAAGAGGAAGGUGGGUGGGUGGGUGUUGGGAGCGGGAGGGGGCCCAUUGCACAUAAUUGGAAGAUGGAGGAUAGAGAGCAGUUGUUCAGUUCCUCUUGAGUCCAGUCUCAACACACACACACACACGUAUACACAAAGGAGCUGGUUGGCUUUGGACCGUUGGGCCGGGAGAACCAAGAGGGGAAACAUGAAGAGCUGUUGGUGGGUGGAGGAGGAGGGUGGGGUGGUUUACAAGACUCGGUUUUGUAAAAAAGAGAAAAACCCACAGCGGAAAAAACUGUAGAUUUCUUGUAGAUGUUAUUAUCUAUGUUGUAAAUAUGUUUUGUAGAUUGAAGCCAUGGACAGCCAUGCCUAUCAAAGCUUUUGACAUCCAAACUAAUCAACGCCUAGGCGGCUACAUUCAUUAGCUAGCCUUUCCUUCAUGUUAACUCGUCUGCAGACUUAAAGCUUCAUUUUGUCAAUUGGUGGAUCACUGAACCGGCGAGCAGAGGAGGAUGUUUGAAGCCGUUCAUUUACACACAAGCCUAGCAUAACCAAGCAUAACACACACCGGUGUCGACGGCGUUCUUUUUUUCCUCCACAGUACUCUGUCUGGAUUCUCUUCCCUGCGCCCCCUCCGGGCGACCUCGUAAGCUCUCAGGCGUGCUGAACAUCCCCUCUGCGCAGCUCUGUCACGACGGUUCACUGAUCUAUUCGCAGCUUCUGGUGGCCCUGCAUGUCCCAGUCUGAAAAAAAAAAACAGUGCCUGGUGGUGUGAUGGAGUGAGUGAUUUAGAAAAAAAAAUUAAAGAGAUGUGAUGGUGUGCUGCUUUGGACCAUUCCCACCCCCCAUCCCCCACUCUCCCCUCAGGCCCCUGCCCUGCCACACACACCCUCUCCUUCCUGAGACAUCAACACUUCACACCUUCCUUGUAGUUUUUUUUUUGUUCAAACCGUUUUUGUUCCUCUUUCUCCCUCCUGGUUCAUUCCUUUGUACAGUCGCUAACAUGCAGUGGAGUUUUAAGAAGAGGACGCAGAAUAAUAAUAAUUAAAAAAAAAGGUUUUAUUUAUAAGAGUUGUAGUGACGAGCAGUAAAUCACAGUGAUAUCCACACGUUUUCAUUGACACCCCGGUUUUAGGAGGCGGUGUAUUACAGCUGCAGCAGGUUAGAGGCGGAUGUAUGUGGAUCACCUCUUGUGUCAGAGCAGGGCAACGAGAGGUCACAAGGUCAAAUGUGAAAUGUAUGUAUUGUAAUAAACAUGUUCAACUAAAGCGAGCACUGGUUAUUUUAUUGGACUUCUUAGGUUUGCCUCAUAAUGCGAGUGCCUUGUUGAAAGUCUCACACCCCCCCACCACGUUUUCUCUGUUCCUGUUUGACCAACAAGAAGAGAUCUUCAACAAGCGAGUCAUGCACUGGCUGUUUUUCUUUUCCUUCCAGCAUGUUCCAUCCCUCUUAUUGGUUUGUCCCCCUGCUGUUGACGAGCAGGGUCCUCAGCUGCAUACAGGCCUGUUUGUUUUUUUUCCCCCCCCACCACUCGAUCUAUUGAGUCUAUAACUGAACUGCACCCACACAUUCAGUCAAGUUGACCACAUCAUUGCUUUGUAUAUUGUUUCCUGAAGUAUAUUGACAAAUGAAAUAAAAUAUGCCUCUCCAGGGCCA
This is a messenger RNA of Larimichthys crocea (large yellow croaker), 3575 nucleotides long. It is a transcript of the gene waca, whose product is annotated as WW domain containing adaptor with coiled-coil a. The record is from RefSeq and is a predicted model, not a curated record. Gene Ontology annotation, biological process: positive regulation of TORC1 signaling; regulation of autophagy. The coding region runs from base 257 to 1888 and encodes 543 amino acids. Lineage: Eukaryota; Metazoa; Chordata; Actinopteri; Sciaenidae. Gene Ontology annotation, cellular component: nucleus. Gene Ontology annotation, molecular function: RNA polymerase II complex binding; chromatin binding. The transcript has 13 exons.